Messenger RNA from Opisthorchis viverrini, 924 nucleotides. RefSeq lists its product as hypothetical. Gene Ontology annotation, biological process: embryo development; regulation of transcription by RNA polymerase II; cell differentiation. Lineage: Eukaryota; Metazoa; Platyhelminthes; Trematoda; Opisthorchiida; Opisthorchiidae. The coding region runs from base 1 to 924 and encodes 307 amino acids. The record is from RefSeq and is a predicted model, not a curated record. The transcript has 4 exons. Gene Ontology annotation, molecular function: RNA polymerase II cis-regulatory region sequence-specific DNA binding; DNA-binding transcription factor activity, RNA polymerase II-specific.
AUGUAUCCUCACCAAAACCCUGUUGAAAAUCAAAGGAAAAGGCAAAUGUUACAACCAGUUCUGGAAUACAGCACAACCCCUAAUGACACUCAAACAGGAGAGCUCUAUGUUGACACAAUGCAAUCGGAGCUACAGUUCGUGAGUAAUGGGAAACGACAGUUCUUAUCAGCAGACUUUGACCCGCAUGCGUAUCUAAAUGCAACUUCUCAAGGACACUCAAACAAUGGUGAAUCCCGAUAUGACCAUCUGCAGCCAAUUGAUUUCAUCAGUGCUCUUGGAAAACCCCUCUCAUGCCCCGGCCUCGAGACCUAUUCCACAAAGUGUGAACCUGUUGACUUCAGUCCAUUUACCCCAUCCCUCUUCCGGUCCUCGUACAACUCUUAUUCAAAUUCAGGAUUUUAUCCCCACUUUCCACCAGGAAAUAGUCAGAUAGGGUCACACCCCGAAACCAAUGAAGUAUCAUCAGAUAAAGUGCAACUUACUUCGUCGUCUUUCGGCUUUCCUGUUUCACCGAAUUUAGAACAAUUUGGCAGUGCUGUCGGAAGUGUUGGAGAUGUACCGCAUUUCGAUAAGAGCAGCUGCAGUUCUAGUCUGAAACUGGAGUUACCCUUAAAUUACGGAACAGGAAAGGAUGCUCGUUCUUAUUUUGAGGAUGACCAAACGAGCCCUGCUCAUCCUUUCAAUUGUUGCCUCCCCGAGGAAGGUAGCUUGGAAACCAUCGCCGACACUUGUCUGGCCUCACAGCUUGGACUAACACAAACGCAAGUGAGUAAAUGGAUGGUUGUUGUUGUUGUUGUGGCACGUGCACAUGUGAAAAUAUGGUUUCAAAACAAACGGUCCAAGUUAAAGAAGAUUUUGCGACAAGGACAAGACCCGACGGCUUUUCUGAAUGGCAUGCUAAACGAAGAUAAUGUGGAUGAUUAG